AUUGUUGAAGGAAAUAGUUAUGAAUAAAUAGGCAACAAAACUGCAUAUCCACUUUCUUUGUUGAGGUUUCUGUUCCUCCUUGAUUCACCUGGCACUGUUUUCCUUCUUUUGAAGAUAAAGGUUAGUACUAUGAUUUUCUGUGCUUUCACUGUUUAUAGAGAUUAAUCUCAGUGCACUUAGAGAAGAAAUCUUGGCAUAUAGUUCACAAUAAAUAUUGAAGGGACAAAGAAGGAGCUUUCUUGGUGUUUUUGAUGCUGAUUGGAGCCAUAUAUCAUAGAAAAGAGGCUUAAGGGAAAAGUGUGGGAAAAAGUGGUUAAAAUCUAGAAGCUUAUAGAGUACUAGAAGCUUAUAAGCCUAUUGCUAAAAGGCAAAGUAAUAAACCCAUGGAGGAAAUAUCUUCAAGUGUUGCAGUGCCAUUUACACUUGGAAAUUUGAUUCAAAAGGAAGCUGCAGUUACAACUCACAUGGAGAUAACUGGUCUAAAGCUUAUGGCAAACACCGCAGCGGCUUUGAUAUUAAAUCCUGCUGUGGAGGGUUGUCAAUCAUUUUCUGUUGGAAAUGAAAACCAUACAGAUGUUAGUCUGCAACAUCAAAUCACGGUAUCUGCAGAGGUAAAGGAGAAUCAGGUUGGAUCUUCUGUUGUCUCGGAAAUGGUGAUUGAAUGUGAGAGUAAUUGGAUCUUGAGCGAAAAUCAAGCUAUAAAGGAAGAUGAAAUCAUGUUAGCAGUGGAUUUUCAGUGUCUGCAUAAUUCAGGCUCUCAAUCUGUGGCUGAUGACAAAGGCGGUCCUUGUAGAAUGGAAGCUACGUCGUUUAAGACUAUAUAUUCUGAAAUAGGUUCACCGAUAAUUGUCACUGUUGAUGAUGACAUUAGUGGUAAGUUUAGUAUAAACGAGCCACUUUCAGCACGAAAGCCGGUGCAGAACACAGUUUCUAUUGCAAUAGAUCUUGAGAGUGAAAAUCGAAGACGAUCGGAAGAGGUUGAUCCAAAACUAUCUGCUAUGCUUUUUGAUCAGUUUCCAAAGGAGAACAAAACAUGGAGAACAAACAACCAGAAUGGUUUGGAGUUGAGUAGUGGCCCUCUCUUUGGUUUCUCAUCAAUCUGUGGAAAUAGACAGGAGAUGGAAGAUGCUGUUUCUGUUAUACCUCAACUUUUCCAAGUCCCUUCACAGAUGCUAAUGGAUGACCAUGUGAAUGAAAACACAAAACUAGCACAUUUUUUUGGUGUCUAUGAUGGACAUGGGGGCUUUCAGGUUGCUAGUUACUGCCGGGAACGUCUUCAUUCAGUGUUGAUUGAGGAGAUCAAAACACAACAGUUGAAUAUGGUAACAAAUGAGAGAAACGAUUGGCAGAAGGAUUGGAAGACAGCAUUGUCCAAGUGUUUUCAGAAAGUAGAUGAUGAGGUUGGAGGAAAUGGUGCAGGUAACAGUGAAACAAAAAGUGGUGGCUCUGAGUCUAAUAUUGAACCUCUUGCUCCUGAGACAGCUGGUUCCACUGCAGUGGUUGCCAUUUUAAGUCAAACUCACAUAGUAGUUGCAAAUUGUGGAGAUUCAAGAGCCGUCUUGUAUCGCGGGAAAGAAGCCAUGGCAUUGUCUUCUGAUCACAAACCAAAUCGCGAGGACGAGAGAGCAAGAAUAGAAGCUGCAGGAGGAAGAGUCAUAAGUUGGAAAGGAUACCGAGUUCUCGGUGUCCUGGCCAUGUCAAGGUCCAUAGGUGAUAGAUACUUGAAACCAUGGAUAAUUCCAGAACCAGAAGUUAAUAUUGUGCAAAGAGAGAGAAGCGAUGAGUGCCUUAUUUUAGCAAGUGAUGGUUUGUGGGAUGUAAUGACCAACGAAGAAGCAUGCGAUGUCGCAAGGAAGCGAAUUCUUAUUUGGCACAAGAAGUAUGGAAACAACGGAACAACAGGACAUGACAAAGGAGAAGGAGGAGUUGAUCUUGCAUCUCAGUCGGCCGCAGAGUAUCUAUCAAAACUCGCCCUCCACAGAGGAAGCGGCGAUAACAUCUCUGUAAUUGUGAUAGACCUAAAGGCUCAGAGAAAAUUGAAGAGAAAGACAUAACAUAACCUGUUUUUAGCAUGUUGAAUUGAAAUAUCUUCAUUGAUGCUAUUGAUUUAUGGUUUGUAUUUCAGAAUCAUUAGAACUUUUUAGCCCCUCACUUUUUCACCAGGGCUAAGUAAGUUAUGUAUGCUAUAAAAUUCAAAGUGUACAAGGUUACUGGAUAAGACCUCUCCAUGACUCACAAGUUUUUAUAUAAUAAA
Molecule: messenger RNA, 2254 nt
Organism: Cicer arietinum (chickpea)
Lineage: Eukaryota; Viridiplantae; Streptophyta; Magnoliopsida; Fabales; Fabaceae
Product: protein phosphatase 2C 50-like
Biological process (GO): protein dephosphorylation
Molecular function (GO): protein serine/threonine phosphatase activity; cation binding
Source: RefSeq, a predicted model, not a curated record